AAACAGAUAGUGAUGUGCUACUGAGCUCGCUGGUGAGAGUGCAUUUUGAUACUUGCAGUGGAGAGCAGUGAGAGCAUCUGGGAUUGUGUUCAAAGCAUCCUUCAUAAGCUAAUGGAUGCUUGAAAAAAACUUUUUCUUUCUGUUGCAUUUGCAGACCGGGACCAUUAACAUUUCGGCGAUGAGCCAACCAGUCGGUUUUUGACAGCUGAAAGACUGACGGCUCCAAGCACGUGUAGUCAAGUUUGUACGUAAUGCUAUGCAAGUUGUUUUGACAGGCUAUACACACGCACGCAUUUUAUGCUGACCAUCUUUUGAUUUACGUACCUUCGACACAGUGAUUAUUUUGCAGUUAUGAUCCUAUGGCAUUAUCGUCGCUAAUGUUCAGACGCAGGUCUAUGGAAAAGAAUUGGUGUGCACCAGACACUCCCGAUGACGAGGAAAGUGAGGAAUUUAGCAAGGGCACUCAAGAUUUGUUUGAAUUAUUAGAGCGAUUACAAAACAGUCGCUUGGAUGACCAAAGAUGCGUCUUACCUUCAUCAUUGCAGCUCCCAUCUUCCGUUUUACUCACAGACUGUGAUCAUCAUACUUCACGCUAUGAACAGCCGGCGCCUUCAGAGGUGCCGAGGAGUGACAGUGAACUUUUGCGAAAGAUUCUUAAAGAGGCUGGGCCCUAUCCUAUGGUACUUUUGCCACCUUCUGGAGGUUAUCGUAUUGACAGAUGUGAAGAAAAAGAGACCAGAGGAUCUAAUACCCACCUGUUUGGGGAAUCCAACCUCACACCAGGUGAAUCAAGUUUGCUUGAAAUUGAUCCCAACGCCACAUUGUACAGACAGCAUUUUUACAAUAAGGAACAUUUCAAUUUUAUUAUGAAUGAUGCUAAUAUUGGACCUAUUGUGAUGUCUGUGAAAUAUGAAAAUGUGAACUGUAAAGAGCAUCUACGGACAAUUUUAAGAAGAAAACAUAACAUAGUAAGGGAUAUAAUACCUCUUGCCUAUGAAAAUGAGCCAUUGCAGGCACUUAGAAUAGCCAAAACAAUGUGUGAUGACAUUACAACAGACAAAUUUUUUGCUGUUUUAUUUCCAAAGGCACCCGAAUUAAUCAUGGCUUUCGAUGAACAUGUUCUGGUGAAUAAAAUGAAAUUUGGUAUCAUUUAUCAGAAACGUGGGCAGACAACGGAAGAAGAAAUGUUUGGAAAUGAAAGUCAUAGCCCUGCGAUGGAAGAAUUUCUACAACUGUUAGGAAAUAAAGUGGAACUGAAAGGUUUUAAUGGUUUCCGUGGUGGGUUGGAUACCCAGGAUGGUUUGACUGGUGACAAUUCUUUAUAUACACAGUUCGAGGGAGUUGAGAUUAUGUUUCAUGUGUCAACACUUUUACCUUAUUCACAAACAGAUUCACAGCAGCUUCAAAGAAAAAGGCACAUUGGGAAUGAUGUUGUUGCUAUAAUUUUUCAAGAUGAAAACACGCCUUUCAUGCCAACUAUGAUAGCAUCCCAUUUUCUACAUACAUUUGUAGUCGUUCAAGCUAUUGAACCUUUGACUCCUCAUACAAGAUAUAGAGUUUCCGUAACUUGUAGAGAAGAUGUGCCAUUUUUUGGACCUCCAUUACCGAAUCCUCCUAUUCUGAAAAAAUCUUCAGUGUUUCGAACAUUUCUUCUGUCUAAGCUGAUAAAUGCUGAAAUCGCGUCCUUAAAAGCAAAGAAAUUCGCUAGCCUUGAGAGGAGGACCAGGAACUCUUUAUUGCAAGCGCUUCACGACACUUUAUUUGAAAGAACUAUUGACUUUUGUGGAUUUUCUGUACCUUCCAGUAAUAACAAAUCUGAAAUUAUGGGGACAUCUUCAGGGUUUUUUGACUCUGUUCGUAAAGCAUUAAGUGGCCGUAAUCGUAGUCACUCUGUGGAAUCUAAUAUUGCUCAUGCCACUCCAAAACGCUCAUCUUCAAGAGCUAGUAAUAGUAGUUUAACAGGCACUUUGACUGGUGAUACAACACCAUCUACUCUUAGGGCCCAGAGUUCUCAAGUAUUAGAUGGAACCUCAUCGGCCAGUCCAGUAAACUGCCAUAUCAAGUUUGGGAAAAGAACCAGUAGCAAUCCUGAAACCCCGUUGUCCAAUUCAAGCACUCCCCCAUCCUUACAGCCUACAAUGUGUGAAUCUGACUCUUCAAGUAUGAAUAGCUUCGAGUUGGAAAGACCAGCAGAUUCUGGUAUGGAAAGUAUGUCUUCAGCAGACGCACCUCUGACAGCUAGUUUGCAUCCUCCUUAUUCUCAUUUGUUUUAUGAGAAUGACAAAGUUCGAUCUCUGGAAGAUAUGCAUGUGUUGGAUAGUGCGACGGAUGCAGAGCUAGAAAUUUCUAAACUGAAAAUUGAUAAACUGAAUUUACUAAAAGAGAUAUCAGCAUGCCAAAUAGAAAUGAAAAGGCUGAAAGCGAAUGAAAUAAAACUGUCAACUGAGUUGUCAAUCUUAAGGCAAGAUAAUAAGCGUCUAACUGCAACCUUAGCGAGCUAUCAAAAUGGGCAUGAUUCUGUUGUGUGAUAAUUACAUCCCCUACUUCAUCUGAUCCUGUAUAUAAAUAUAUCCUUGUCCUCAUGUGAUACAUACUAAAUGUUAUUUAUGUUUAAAUUGCUAUUAUGUUUUGAAUUGCUAUUUUGCAAGUUUUGUUCAUAGCCAUAUUUGAAACAUUAUUUUCAUAUUUUUCAUUUAACAUAUAAAACUGCUAAAUGAUUUACAAAUUUCCGUGUCUGUUCUAUGUUUAAUGCUUUGCAACAAAAUUAAACUAAAUGUUGCAAUUUUUUUUAUUUACAUCAAAUCAUCCUGAAACAUACAUUUGUAAAUUUUUGUAUAUACAUAACUUAUGAAUCUUGUCAUUGUUGAUAUUUAUGACAUGCAGUCAAAUAUUUAUGUGCAAACUCUCAUUUUGUACUAAAAACAUUCACAAUCAUAAAAAAAAACUUUAAUAUAUGUAUAACAUCAAAUGAAAAUCAUUUUUAUAUCAUGAAUUAUAUCAAAAUUGUUAGAAAUUUUUAUAAUAUUCAUGUUGGUGAAAAAUUUUUCACGUUUUUAAAAUUAUUUAUCUACUGUUAUUGAAAAAGAAUAAUUAUGGUAAAUGAUAAAUUGAAAUGACAUGUUAUUUUUAUAGAAAAAAAUAUUUAUAAAAUGUUCCUUAUUUGUUGCAAAAGCUGUCGGUAGCUACUUAAAAUGAAAUUUCACCAUGCUGAUCGAAUUUCAAAAUUUUACUUUUUUUCUCCACGUCAUUAUUAUGUAUAGCUAAUAUUAGAGAUGGUUAGUUUUAUUCAAAAGGUAUGUGGGAUUUUUCAUGUUUCUGAAAAGAUGUUUAAUCAUUCUUCUAAAGAGAUUAUCAACUAUUAAGCAAAUAUACCAAAGCUGAAUGUAUUUCAAAUAAUUUAUUUUUAAAGUUAUUUAUCUAUAAAUUUUCAUUGCCACUAUUAUGCUAUAUUUAGAUUAGAAGUUUUUAUAUUAUAUUAGCUACAUAUUUGUAUCUAAGGUCUA
Messenger RNA from Argiope bruennichi, 3503 nucleotides. Its product is annotated as rap1 GTPase-activating protein 1-like. Lineage: Eukaryota; Metazoa; Arthropoda; Arachnida; Araneae; Araneidae. Bases 360 to 2528 code for a protein of 722 amino acids. Gene Ontology annotation, cellular component: cytoplasm. The record is from RefSeq and is a predicted model, not a curated record. Gene Ontology annotation, biological process: regulation of small GTPase mediated signal transduction; activation of GTPase activity. The transcript has 18 exons. Gene Ontology annotation, molecular function: GTPase activator activity.